CAAAAACAGACGCAACGCCAACAACCGCUACUCGUACGCGUACGCUGCACAGAAGAUUAUUUCUUCCGCACACCGAACCAUGUCUCCCGCCAUCUCCGGUCUCGUCCUGGGACUCCUCGCAACCUACCAACAAGUUCCCUCCGCCGCCGCUUUCAUGGCACCCAACACGAACCAGGCAAUGGCAGCAGCGGCGUUUUUGAAAGAGCCAUCCGUCGCGGCCUCGCCCACCUCCACCCUCCGCAUGGUGGGGGAGGAAUUCGAUCUCUCCGGUGCCUCGGGCGACGAAACCAACGAGGUCCGGGUCGAGCCCGACACGCACGACGAGCUCAUGUACGCCCUGGGGGUCAACCUGGCGCGGCAGCUCGGGGACAUCCGGCCCCUGGUCGAAUCCGGCGAGGAACUCGCGCAGGUCGCCAAGGGACUCCUCGACACGGUCGUCGGCCGCCUGAACGACGACGGACAGCGGUUGCUCCUCAGCAAGCGCGGGCGGGAACUGGACCAGCUGAUUGCGGGCCGGGCGUAAGUAUUGUACGGCAACGCGGCGGAUGCGGAUGGAUCGCCGUGGAUGCAUGCAUGCAUGCAUGCAGGGAAGGUUGGCUCCUUGUGUUUUCGUCGUCCGUGGGUCGACUCGUCUCACAAUUCUUCUCCCCGUGUUGCUCCCGUCGUUUCUCUUCUCGUCUCGUUAUGCGGUGCCUCUUGCGAUCAAAACAACACUUUGCAACCAAUCUCCCKCAAAUAUUCAAAACGACCAACCCGGCGCAAAUGUCGGAAUAUAUCGCUACGGAACAAAAUUGGAUUUCGAUCGAUCCUGGAAACAACAAACAAACAAACCAUACCGAACCGAACCGAACCGCAGCAACGCCCUCCGCGAAAAGCUCGAGCUCCGGGGCCGCGAGAUGCUGCAGAACAUGGCGGACACCGAAGAGGUCAUCGCCCUCGACUCGGGGGUCUGCGUCCACGUCCUGGAGCACGGACCGGAGGGCCCCGGCCAGGGCGCCCGGGCCACCGCCGGGAGCGUCGUCGUCAUCCACUACCACGGAACCCUGUCGGACGGGACCGUCUUCGACUCGACCCUCGGCGGGGAGCCCGUCAAGUUCCCCCUGGCCCAGGUCAUCCCCGGGUGGCGCGAGGGUGUCCUGGCCAUGCACAAGGGUGAGACGGCCAUGCUCGGGAUCCCACCGGAGGAGGCCUACGGGGCCGAGGGGACGCCGGACGGCCGAAUCCCGGGCGGCAGCACGCUCUUCUUCAAGAUCCAGCUGGUCGACAUCCUGUCCGGGGCCRUCGGCGGGGCACCGACCCUCUUUGGGGCGGACGGMCAGCCCGUCAGCAGCAACGACGACAGCGGUGGGUCCGGCUUGAUCGGCGUGGACGGCCAGGCACUCUGAGCCUCGCAGGCCGACGACGGCGGAACCGGCACUCCCCGCCCCGGGGAGGGUCCCCGCCCCGGGGAGAGUUCGCAGGCGUAGGCGCAGCGGUGCGCCUGCUUCCGUGCCACGAUUCCCCGGGGAAGCAACCACACGAAAGAAGCCGUGCCCUCUGGGAAUCAAGAAACCCCGAAACACGGUCGAAUUGUUUGAACCGAUACUGGACUGUUCCYGUUCCCAAAAUCUUGCGAUGGGUUUGGUGAGUUUGGCAAGCAACAACAAAAAACAAAAAUAGUAGAAAAACCAAAGAUAGAGAAACGCACUGCUUGAUAAACUCACUAAUGAUUA
Molecule: messenger RNA, 1712 nt
Organism: Pseudo-nitzschia multistriata
Lineage: Eukaryota; Bacillariophyta; Bacillariophyceae; Bacillariales; Bacillariaceae
Source: the annotation of a GenBank genome assembly